Molecule: messenger RNA, 4045 nt
Organism: Schistosoma mattheei
Lineage: Eukaryota; Metazoa; Platyhelminthes; Trematoda; Strigeidida; Schistosomatidae
Source: the annotation of a GenBank genome assembly
AUGUCGGCAAUCCUUCGGAGACAAUGACGAUCGAAUGCAGAGUCGCUCGACGUCCUUAACUCGGAGAGGCCAGGUUUCACGAAUAUAGAGCAGAACUGCUCUCACCACCACAUUGUAUAUCCGGCCUUUUAUAACCACGUUAAUAUCACGAAGGCGCCGAAAUGGCCCAGAUUGUCACAAGCUGCUAUGGCUUUGAUGAUACGGGAUGAUCUUAUCACUCACGCCACCACCAGGACUUGCUCAGCUACCCAGAUACACGAAUUCUUUCGACUACUUUAAACAAAUUACCACAAAAUGAGUGGAGGCACAUAUUUCUACUGGUCUUGUAAAGAACUUCGCAUUUAGGUGUAAAGUAUGUGCCAUACAUACGGACACUGAUUGUCAACUGAUGAUGUACGAUUUUCAUAGGUUGAUUAUCAUCGUACAGUAAGACAAUAUCAUCCUCAUACUGAAGAUCAAACAGUGCUUCUCUAAGUAAUAGAUCAACACCACCAUUAUCUACUUCUAUCGGAGCUGUUUCUAGAAUGUUAUUCAUGUCAAAGCUGAACAGGAAUCAUGAGAUUGAGCAGCCCCGUCCAAUCCUAAUCCUGAAUUAGGACAAUAGAGAGAAACGGUUGCGUGUCCUCAGUCUGCCUGAGGUGUGACAUGACUAGGAAUAGGUAACAAUGUCGUAAUUGUAUUCGCUCUAUUUCCCUCUAGUUCUUGAGUCUAAAAGAUAUCUUGCUUUUUGUGUCUCAAAUUCAUUCUUUCUCUAAUCACACUGCCUAUGCCUAAUCUUUUAUCACCGCUAAUAAUAUUACUAAUUCUACUCAUCUGGGAGAAUUUUGGUAAUUUUAUCUCCCUGAACUGAUGUGAGACAAAUGGGACCGAUGCAAAACCGUGCAAGGCUCAACAUUGUUUAUGACUAACUGACAGAUAAGCCACUGGCCUGAACAAUAGGUGUGAGUCAGCCACAUCAAAACGAGCUUCAUGUAUCCGUGCCGAGAUUACACUAAUUCACUACGACUGAUGAGACUCCAAGGUAUGUUAGGUGGUCAAAGCAUCCGAAUACUUACCCCCAUAUCUUGAUGUAACAACCAGUUGGAAUUCUAUAAAUAUCAUUCAGCCUUGACCCUUUGUGGUUACAGCUUAUUCAUCGAGGAUGGGUAGAAAAGUCAAACUAAUGACCAAGGUAAUUUGGCACUUUCGGACCAUUUUAUUUAGAGAUUUUUUAAGCGGACCCUCAAUAUUUACUCAUUUUUCCCCUUCGCUUUAAUAUAAACUUUUUAACGUGAGAUUCCUAAUGAAGCACAUGGUCAAAUAAUAUCGAACGAAGUGAACAGAUAAAGAUUUUUCAUUUCCAUUGACUGUAUAAUUUAGUAAACCACAUGAAGUUACUAGGAUACAUUUUCUAGGAGCACUAGCGAAAUAGAACUCAUCGUUUUAUGCUGCAAAUGCUGAAGUAUUUUAGUUGCCACAUUUGCCGACAGCUCAAGGAGUGAACAACUAAAAAGUGAAAUAUCAACAGACAAACGCAGUAGUUUUCAGAUAUACCAGAUACUGACUCCAUCGAUUAAACUAUCUCCUCAACCUGGGAUUUUAAGCUUAACCUUAAUAAUACACACUGACCUUAAGGUCAGCUGCUAGCACCAUAUAUCCCACCCUGGAACGCCGUCUCAACUAUAUGGCAAUACAGGAGAAUGUUGCACAGUAUACUCGCAUUGAUAGUCACAAACCCCAUCCGGAUUACAGACAAGAAUCUUCGCCCAACAAUCAGCCCCCAAAAAGCGGUAUAACUUCCAGAACAAACUGUGUCUUUAAACCUUUCAGAUAUGAUGCACAGUACUCAGUCUUCACUAACUAUAUUACUUCGUCAUCGGGAUCUAGAUGCGAAGUUCAUUCGUAGACUUUAGUUAAGGACAUUUAAAGAUAUACGUUAAAGGUAACCUUAUCUAACAAGGCUCGCACCAGAGUACUUUGAGCCAAACAAAGUAUUUCAUAGUGGAAGGCUAAUCCAUCCUUCUGUCUCAAAUAUGUUUUCCCGUAUGCGAGGGUGGUCGCCUCAGCUAGACUCUGGACUGAAAUUCAUCCCUCAUAGGCCAAGAACGCGCUAAAACGUCGAAGAAAACUUUAACACACACACUUUAUUGCGGCUACUGGGACCUUCACUGCACACGAGACAUUUUUGUCGAAUGUGGUUUCAAGGCCACUGAUCCAUUUUCCAAUUCCUGGAUGCUGUGAAGAACCGAGAACUAUCAUAACAGUUAGGCGUUCUAAGCCAGAAUUUUAGUUUUGUAAGGUUAUCUUUAGGUGGAGAGAUCCACUAACCUGAUCAACAUCAGCCUCCCGUAUAUGAAUAAUGUAUUUCGAACAGAUGCAUCAUUCCAUAAAAUAGAAAGUAGAAAUUAUACAAGAUCAGGUCGAAAGUGGCUGCGAGUGUGAGAGACUGUAACUAAUAAAUUGGGAAUAACUUAAGUGCAGUAAACCGUAUAGUAGUAGCCAAUAGGUCAAAUGGAAGCUUAUAAUAAGAAAAUGAAUAUACAUGUAACAUAGUUACUUAAUAAUUAUACAAUGAGAAUAUAUAUCGCAAAAUCCAUAAAUAGGUCCUGACAGUUAUUAUUCUUCGUCCAGAUAUGACACUUAUGGUUGCCGGGAUCCAAGAGUAAUUCCGUGCAACACUUGUUCCCUGAGGAUGCUGAAGCCCAUGUGAGUCGUUGGUUUGGGGUCAGGACCGCCUCCCAACUACUUCCGUACCUACCUUUUCCCAGCACUUCUCUGUUGUAUAGCUUGGUAAGUCAUACUACUGACUGCGAUGAAAAUGCGUACUUAACAUACUAUUUUAAAGUAUUCACUGCUUUGAACAAACGCUAUCGCUGUUUAGAACAUUCAACACAGUGCUUUAUGUGGAUAUUUUGUCAAUAGUUGAAGAAAUAACAUAAACUCAUCAUGUGUCCAAGCACAAAUAUAACACAUUUCAUUCUGCUUCGACCGUUACAAUUCAGCUUUAUUAUGUAAAUAAUAUUGAGUUGUUAUUAAACAAAUUCAUUUAGAUUAUUGCCACAUAUUACGUGGGAGAUGAUCAUUCGAUGGAAAUGGUUAUUCAGUUGCCAAACAACUAUCCCUUAAGUCCAAUUACUGUUAGUAAAGGGCGUAGUGUUGGUGUAGGAAGUCAACAGUGGCAGUCAUGGCUUUUACAAAUGUCUGUUUUUGUUAAUAAUCAUAAUGGAUCGAUUUUAGAUGGUAUUGAUUUGUGGCAAAGUAAUGUUCGGAAAAAAUUCGAUGGUGUUGAAGAAUGUGCAAUUUGUUACUCGAUUGUGCACAACACAAAUUUCAGUUUGCCUAAAAUGCGAUGUCACACCUGUCGUAAACUAUUUCAUUAUGCUUGCAUGUACAAAUGGUUUACAACUAGUCGAAAUCCUGCUUGUCCAUUGUGUAGACACCUGUUUAUUGAUCCAACCGGUCGUCCUGUAUCAACAUAAUGGGUAAAGAAAAUUCUGAUGAUCGAUGCAGCAAGAAAAUGUAGUAUUUCUAAUUAAUCUGAAUCAAAUGAUCAUUUGUUUCAUUAAUUCACCAUAAAUCUUGUUUUUUGUUACUUUUGAGAAGGAUUACUCUUUUUAUUUUUAAGUAGUUAUUAUUAUUAUGUUGUUUCUGAACUGUUCUGUUGAACAUAAACUAUCUGAAUUUUCUGUAUGUUUAAUGUGAAUGCAAAAUGUUUGUCAACUUUCUUUAUGGCGAAUUACUUUUUGACAAAAUGUACAAAUGAUGAUACAGAUCUCAGAUAUCUGUAUUGUGUUAGUUCUUUUCUAGUAGGCUUGUGUGUCUGUUCUUCUAUGGAAUGAGUGACUUGAAUGUACGAACACCACUUCCCAAGGCGACGGGUUCCAAGGGUUUGUGACCCGGUGAAAAAACCUGUAUGCUACGGGUAUUUGUUCAUCCUUGGCUUUCGAACUCGCUUGUUAUGCUAUUUGAUAUGUCCCGAUCUAAUGGGAAGUAAUGGGAAAGAUACAUCAGAUCCGACAUCAUUUCUCAGUAUUCUAUACACCUGAAUCAGAUCACCUUUUAAUAA